GCGACCGUCAUUUGACGUAAACUGAAAGCGCGCGCGAAACUCCAAGGAGUGCACUCACUUGUGUGUUUGUUUCCAACUUUAACUCACUUUUUCACCGCAUUUUAAGCUGUUUACACAUUUUAUUUUCGGGUAUGGAUAUUCCAGUAGCACCCUGUCGUGUUCACAGUGGAUAGUUUAUUGAGUAUUCAUCGCCUUUUCUCGCAUUUUGACGGAAUUCUGGAAGUCGUCGUCCACAGUUUGGUACGGUGAAUGUGCUGUAACUGAACUUUAAGCUAACGUUAGCUUGCUCGUGUGUAGCCGCAUGUCACAGAGCUCCAGGCGGUGUUGUGGUUGGUAGUACGAAGAUGACAGCCCUGUUACAGCAUUCAGGGUACGAGGAGGAGAGGUUGCAGAGGGUGGCAGAGCUGCUGCCCUGCAGGGAGGUCCAGGCGGGGAUGCUGCUGUCGCUCAUGGGACAGCCCCAGCAAUGCAGCUACCCAUCAAUCUUCAUCUAUGGUCAUCGGGCUUCAGGGAAGAGUCAUGUGAUGCAAGUUCUGCUGAGGGAACUUGAGCUUCCUCACGCCACAGUCAGCUGUGUCGAAUGUGUUUCUGUCGCGUUGCUGUUUGAACAAGUGCUGCUGUCCUUCUUUGGCUGUGAUGCCGCCUCGCUGCUCCCCCGCAGUCCCUCCCUGUCUGACUUUGUACGCAUCUACAGACAGCACUGCUCCCAGACUCCUGCCAAGCAGACGCGAUACAUUGUGAUGGAAAAAGCUGAGCUUCUGAGAGACACCGAUGCCAAUCUCCUCCCUGCUCUGCUGCGUCUUCAGGAAUUGGUGGACGACAACGUCACCGUCAUCCUGCUCAGUGAAAUCGUCUGGGACAAGUUCAGACCGAACACCGGCUGCUUCGAGCCCCUUCUGCUCCAUUUCCCUGACUACAGUAAAGGUGAGCUGCAGCAGAUUUUGUCCCAGGACAAACAUCCGUCAUAUUCGGCAGAGUUUUACUCCUCCUACAUCAACAUCCUGCUGGGAGUGUUUUACUCGGUCUGUCGGGACCUCAGAGAGCUUCGCCACCUGGCUGCCCUAAACUUUUCAAAGUUCUGUGAGCCGCUGGCAGAGGGAAAAGUAAAAGAAACUGACACCCACAAGCUCUGGAGAAACAUCGAGCCUCAUUUGAAAAAAGCAAUGCAGACUGUUUACCUGAGAGAAGUGUCAAGUCUUCAGUGGGAGCAGCUGCAGCAAAUGGAGGAGAGGGAGUGUGGAGCCUUGAGAGGUUUAUCUGCUCACACUCACGUUGAACUGCCUUAUUACUCCAAGUUCCUGUUGAUUGCUGCCUACCUGGCGUCCUACAACCCUGCUCGCACAGAUAAACGCUUCUUCCUAAAGCACCACGGUAAAAUAAGAAAAACAAACUUCAUGAAGAAAAAUGAAAAGACAAGUAACCACCUUCUGGGACCAAAGCCCUUCCCUCUUGACCGCCUGCUCGCCAUUUUCUACAGUGUGGUUGACAGCAGAGUCGCCCCCACUGCCAGCAUCUUCUCCCAGAUCUCCUCUCUGGUGACCUUACAGCUGUUGACUAAGGUCAGUCACGAUGACCAGCUUGACGCUCCAAAGUACAAAUGUGCCGUAUCUAUGGACUUCAUCUGUGCCAUAUCCAGGACGGUGAAUUUUGAGAUCAUCAAGUACCUGUACGACUUCCUGUGAGCUGCUGUGAAUAAAGUACAGAUGAAGAACUGUGACAGUAAGACAAAAGGAGGAUUUACAUACUUAAGGAGGAGAAAAUGGCAAAAUGAGGCGCUCAGAUUCUUGUUGAGAAUUUUGUGGAGGAAAAUUAAUCCAAUUAUGUCACUGCCCCCUUGUGGUGCAUCAAUGAGCUUAUAUGUAUUUUCUUCUAAAGUCUGUUAACCAUGUUAAAUAUUUGUAUUUCUAUUAAAUAAAUGCCAUAUUGGCAAGUUGCUUAAUUUUUUUUUUCAUUUAUUUGCUUUGUAUGUAAAAGAAACAUCCAGCUUUGUUGUAGUAGGAGAGUCUGAACUGCUUCAAAUAAGGAGAGAAAAAUAAACAGUGCAGGUUUAACA
Messenger RNA from Acanthopagrus latus (yellowfin seabream), 2053 nucleotides. RefSeq names its product origin recognition complex, subunit 5 (gene orc5). Gene Ontology annotation, cellular component: nuclear origin of replication recognition complex; nucleus. Lineage: Eukaryota; Metazoa; Chordata; Actinopteri; Spariformes; Sparidae. The transcript is spliced from 14 exons. The record is from RefSeq and is a predicted model, not a curated record. Bases 345 to 1682 code for a protein of 445 amino acids. Gene Ontology annotation, molecular function: DNA replication origin binding. Gene Ontology annotation, biological process: DNA replication; DNA replication initiation.